AUGUAUUUGGGCUCAGCGGCCGCCUUCAUCAAUCAUGAUAUCGAGCGAGCCAACGUGCAGGUCUUCGUGAAGGAGGGUGUGGCUCGCCUCGCGACCAUUCGGCCUGUGGCUGCAGGAGAAGAGCUCUUUUUGGACUACAGGCUGAUGCAUAUAUCCCCGGAAGUCCAGCUUUACUGCGCGCGCUACGGACUCACGGACGUUUACACGAUGUCGAUGCAUCUAAGUCCGCCUCUUCACCAUCCAGGCGGUUUGGAAUUGUGCGAGCUCCAGGUUCACAACAAGCAGUUCGAAAACCAGGUUCUUGCUGGCUAUUGCAAGCUUCAAACAGAAGUCUAUGCCAUGGCAGAAGAGAAGGUCGAAGCCGUGCGGCAGCUCAUGGCGCGAAUUCUUUCGGGCUCUCUGUUGGGCAAGAUCUACUAUGCUGGAGGGACCGCAACCGGCAUGCUGGGCAGUGGCAUCGUGUUCAAGACGAAAGACCAAGCCGUGAGCCCGGAUGGCAGCUACGCGCAGGAGAAGCAGCCAUACGUAUGGGUGCAUUUCAUCUACGUUGAGCGGCAUGCCAGGAAUGCUGGCAUCAGCGGCUUGAUUCUCGAUGCCGCUGAAGCCUUUGCCAAGCAGAUGGGAUGCAUCUCUUUGCGUGCUGAUGUAGCUUGCCAUAAUGGCAGCAUUGCCAGGCUCUUGCGGACGCGGUCAUACCAGCCAGAAACAACCGUGUGGAUCAAGGUUGCGGCAAAGCUUUGA
Molecule: messenger RNA, 741 nt
Organism: Symbiodinium sp. CCMP2592
Lineage: Eukaryota; Dinophyceae; Suessiales; Symbiodiniaceae
Source: the annotation of a GenBank genome assembly